AUGGCGUUCCAGCAGUCUCCUCUCCUCAAGUUCGAGGCCUCCCCGGCCGAAUCCUUCCUCUCCGCUCCCGGCGACAACUUCUCAUCACUCUUCGCCGACUCUUCAUCAAUACCAUCAACUCUCAACCCCAAGGAGAUGAUGACCCCAGACUCCUUCGCCGACGACCGGCUCGACUCUCGUCUGUCUGCCAUCCCCGAGUCACCAGAGGCCGACGACGACAUGGACAUCUCAGCCGCCACAGAACACUCAUCAUCAGAAAAGAAGCCCGUUAAGAAGAGGAAAUCAUGGGGCCAGGUCCUUCCUGAGCCCAAGACCAACCUCCCUCCUAGAAAACGAGCCAAGACUGAAGAUGAAAAGGAACAGCGUCGCGUUGAACGUGUUCUUCGGAACCGCCGCGCCGCGCAGUCAUCACGAGAGAGGAAGAGGCUCGAGGUUGAGGCUCUCGAGAAGCGCAACAAAGAACUAGAGACGCUUCUCCACAGCGCCCAGAAGACAAACCUGAUCCUGGUCGAGGAGCUCAACCGCUUCCGACGCAGCUCCGGUGUCGUCACCCGCUCCUCCUCUCCUCUCGACUCUCUCCAAGACAACAUUACACUAUCUCAACAACUAUUCGGCUCACAAGAUGGCCAAAACAUUACCACUGAACAGUCCUUGAUGGACCAGAUGAUGCGCUCCGCGGUCAACCCCACCGUCAACCCCGCCUCUCUCUCACCCGCACUCACCCCCAUCCCCGACAAGGAAUUCCCCCACGAAGACGAAGAGCAAGAAGAGGAAGCUGAGGAGGAGAAGAACAGCCAACAGACCGUCUCCACUGAUUCGACACAACAUGUUGUGCGACCCGCAGUGUCAAUCGGUGGAGAUGCCCCUGUCCCUGUCUUCUCUCACUCCGGCGCAAACUGCCUUGGCUUGGACUCUGUACAUCAAGAUGAUGUUCCUUUCAGCCUCGGCGCUGCUUUCGGCCUGUCAACGGCCCUUGAUGCAGAUCGCUAUGUCCUCGAAAGCUCACUUCUCGCUUCGCCCAACUCCUCAACUCUUGACGACGAUUAUAUGGCUGGUGACUCUGCCACCUGCUUCACGAAUCCUCUCCCCUCCGACUACGACUUUGACAUCAACGACUUCCUCACAGACGACGCAAACCACGCCGCCUAUGACAUUGUGGCAGCGCGCAACUAUGCCGCUGCGGACCACGAGCUCGACCUCGAGAUCCACGACCUUGAGACUCAAAUCUCUUCGGACCAUCCUAUCCAGCAGCCCCAGUCUGGCGCGUCCUCUCUUGGAUGCGACGAUGGAGGCAUUGCGGUUGGUGUCUGA
Messenger RNA from Trichoderma harzianum CBS 226.95, 1311 nucleotides. RefSeq lists its product as hypothetical. Gene Ontology annotation, molecular function: DNA-binding transcription factor activity, RNA polymerase II-specific. The transcript is spliced from 3 exons. Gene Ontology annotation, biological process: positive regulation of transcription by RNA polymerase II. NCBI's taxonomy places the organism in Eukaryota, Fungi, Ascomycota, Sordariomycetes, Hypocreales, Hypocreaceae. The record is from RefSeq and is a predicted model, not a curated record. Bases 1 to 1311 code for a protein of 436 amino acids.